Messenger RNA from Tauraco erythrolophus (red-crested turaco), 369 nucleotides. The record is from RefSeq and is a predicted model, not a curated record. NCBI's taxonomy places the organism in Eukaryota, Metazoa, Chordata, Aves, Musophagiformes, Musophagidae.
GCGACCACGGUGCUCAGCUGGGUCUGCACGGCGCCAGCGGGGACGGGCUGGGGGACGAGAACGCGGCCGUGGAGGAAGGCGAGACCAGCCCGGAUCCGCAACCCCAGCAGGGCCGGAAAGUGCGGAGGGAAGCGUGUACCUGCCCCUACUGCAAAGACAGCGAGGGAAGGAGCUCUGGGGAUCCAGGUAAAAAAAAGCAACACAUCUGCCACAUGCCGGGCUGCGGGAAGGUGUACGGCAAAACCUCGCACCUGCGGGCACACCUGCGGUGGCACACGGGCGAGCGGCCCUUCAUCUGCACCUGGCUCCUCUGCGGGAAGCGGUUCACCCGGAGCGACGAGCUGCAGCGGCACAAGCGCACGCACACGG